AUGGAGGAGCACUCUUUGGAUUCCAGUCUCUUUUCCCACACCAUAAACAUCUCCGCCAUCAUAGCAACACCCCUCCGCUCUAUCGUCACCCACAUCACUAGCCACGCCAGGCAUAUCGGAUACGGUCAGGUUCUCCCCGAACCAAAAGCCAUUCUGCCACCCCGCAAGCGAGCCAAGACCGAGGACGAGAAGGAGCAGCGGUGCAUCGAGCGUAUAAAGGGGAAGCGACAGGAGUACGAGGUGCUCCAGAACGAGAAGGACGAACUCAAGGCCAUAUCAAUGUUCACGUCCGAUUUCUUGACACUACCAAAUCACUUCUUCGACACCAUCUGCUCUGCGCAGAUCCCGAUAUCCUUCCCCGCCCCCGAAUCGAUGGAACCGCCCACCCCCGAAUUUGACCCGACACAGUACUCUGCUGCAGUAUUGUGCGACAUGCAGUUCAAUGAGAAGUUAAUCAUGGAAAGCUUUUUCGAUUUCGACCGGUUCCCAAAGUACUGUUCAACAAGUACUUCACCAGAACCCGCUUUUAACAUUAUAAAUCUUUCAUCGGUCGAUGUCCUUGGUUCGGCUUUGUUUGAAUGCAGCUCUCAUUCUAAUCCUUGGGGCUUCCAUGACAACUUUGACGCAAAGUUCUACGACUUGCAGAAUGCUUCUGGUGCAACUUCGGUUAGCGACGAAGCCUUCGCAGCGGAACAACUUUAA
Bipolaris victoriae FI3 is the source of this 702-nucleotide messenger RNA. RefSeq lists its product as hypothetical. The coding region runs from base 1 to 702 and encodes 233 amino acids. Lineage: Eukaryota; Fungi; Ascomycota; Dothideomycetes; Pleosporales; Pleosporaceae. The transcript is spliced from 5 exons. The record is from RefSeq and is a predicted model, not a curated record.